AUGCUUGCUGCCGUCCUCCUGACCCUGGCCCUGCUGGGCAGUGCCCACGCCUGCUCUGGAGGCACCCCGUGCCAGGCGGGCAUUGUGUGCCGCAUCACCAAGCCCGCCCUCCUGGUGUUGAACCAGGAGACGGCCAAGGUGAUCCAGACGGCCUUCCAGCGAGCCAGCUACCCGGACAUCACGGGAGAGAAGACCAUGAUGCUCCUCGGUCGAGUCUACUAUGCUCUGCACAACAUCCAGAUCGGCCACCUGUCCAUGGCCAGCAGCCACGUGGAGUUGGUGGAGGCCAGGUCCAUCGACAUCUCCAUCCAGAACGCAUCAGUGACCAUCCGGGGGACCCUGAGCUACGGUUACACAAGCGCCUGGGGGCUGAGCGUCAAUCACUCUGUUGACUUCGAGAUCGACUCCUCCACGGACCUCCAGAUCAGCACCCAGCUGACCUCUGACUCUGGCAGAGUGCGCACCAGUGCCCCCAACUGCUACCUGUCUUUCCAUAAGCUGCUCCUGUACCUCCAAGGAGAGCAUAAGCCCAGCUGGAUCCAGCAGCUGUUCACAAACGUCAUCUCCUUUACUCUGAGGCUGGUCCUGAAGGGGCAGAUCUGCAAAGAGAUCAACGCCAUCUCCAACAUCAUGGCCGACUUUGUCCAGACAAGGGCCGCCAGCAUCCUCUCCUCUGGAGACAUCCGGGUGGACAUUUCCCUGACAGGACCCCCUGACAUCACAGCAGCCCACCUGGAGUCACACCACAAGGGUCAUUUCAUCUACAAGAACGUCUCCGAGGACCUCCCGCUGCCCACCUUCUCGCCCAGCCUCCUGGGGGACGCCCGCAUGCUCUACUUCUGGUUCUCAGAGCAAGUCCUCGACUCCCUGGCCAGGGCCGCCUUCCAGGAUGGACGCCUCAGGCUCAGCCUGACCGGGGAGGAGUUCAAGGCAGUGCUGGAGACCCACGGCUUCAACACCAACCAGGACAUGUUUCUGGAGCUAUUCGGCAAUAUCCCCACCAGCCAGACCCAAGUGAUCGUCUACUGCCCGAAGAGGCCCAAGAUCUCUUGUCAGAACAAGGGCGUCGUGGUCACCUCCUCCGUGGUGGUGAAAUUCCUCUUCCCCCACCCGGAUGGCCAAACUGCUCUGGCUCAUACCUUUGAAGAGGACAUCGUCACCACCAUCCAGGCCUCCUAUGCCAAGAAGAAGCUGUCCUUGCACCUCCUGGAUCUCCAGACUCAACCCAAGUCUACUUCCAGCAUCGAUGAGAGCAACUUCAAGUCUGUCCAGAACUUCCUGUGGUCGAUGGUCUCCACGGUGGGCAUCCCUGAGGUCAUGACUCGGCUCGAGGUGACAUUUACAGCGCUCAUGAACAGCAAGGGCCUGGACCUCUUCGACAUCAUCAACCCUGAGAUCAUCUCUCGUGAUGGCUUUCUGCUGCUGCAAAUGGACUUUGGCUUCCCGGAGCACCUGCUGGUGGACUUCCUGCAGAGCCUGGGCUAGGGAUCCUGGAGCUGCCUGGGUCUCCAACCAGGAGGCCCUGACCGGGCUUGCAGCUGAACCCAGCCUCUCUGUCCAUCUGCAUGGAGUCAGGGUGCGCGUAGGGAGACGGAGGCCCAUGGCAUUAAAAUUUUGUGUCCAGGAGCGGCGAGGUGGUUCUUUCCACCAGGCGACCAGCACGCUGGUUUCAUUAAAGAGGUUCGUGGCAUAGAAGUUAACUAGUGAGAUCAAAAUA
Marmota flaviventris (yellow-bellied marmot) is the source of this 1717-nucleotide messenger RNA. It is a transcript of the gene Cetp, whose product is annotated as cholesteryl ester transfer protein. Gene Ontology annotation, cellular component: high-density lipoprotein particle. The record is from RefSeq and is a predicted model, not a curated record. Lineage: Eukaryota; Metazoa; Chordata; Mammalia; Rodentia; Sciuridae. Gene Ontology annotation, molecular function: triglyceride binding; cholesterol binding; cholesterol transfer activity. Gene Ontology annotation, biological process: high-density lipoprotein particle remodeling; cholesterol metabolic process; triglyceride transport.